Vicia faba (fava bean) is the source of this 549-nucleotide messenger RNA. Lineage: Eukaryota; Viridiplantae; Streptophyta; Magnoliopsida; Fabales; Fabaceae. The record is from the annotation of a GenBank genome assembly.
AUGGGAUCAUCAGGUUCUUCACCUUGUGCUUGUUGCAAAUUAUUGAGAAGACGUUGCACACAAGAAUGUAUCUUUGCUCCUUAUUUUCCUUCCGAUGACCUACGCAAGUUUGCCAUGGUUCAUAAGGUCUUCGGUGCUAGCAAUGUCACCAAAAUGCUCCAGGAACUUCCGAUUAAUCAAAGAGCAGAAGCAGUGAAUAGUUUAGUUUAUGAAGCAAAUGCAAGAGUGAGAGAUCCUGUUUAUGGAUGUGUUGGAGCCAUAUCAUAUCUUCAAACUCAAGUUUCACAAUUACAAAUGCAACUUGCAAUGGCUCAAGCUGAGAUUCUUUGCAUUCAGAUGCAGCAAGACUCUACUGCUACGGUUACCAACACAUUACCAACAUAUGUUGACCAAGAUGACAGAUUGAUGCUCUUAUCUGAAAAUAGUAACUGCUAUGGAGUUCUUCCACACUAUAUUAACUUUCCCUCUUCCUCUUCUUCUUCAUCUAAUGUAUUCCAAGACUUUGAGCCUCUCAAGAGAGACUCUUUUGGGCUUGAAUUUGACAGCUAA